Molecule: messenger RNA, 6942 nt
Organism: Drosophila santomea
Lineage: Eukaryota; Metazoa; Arthropoda; Insecta; Diptera; Drosophilidae
Product: probable cationic amino acid transporter
Exons: 13
Coding region: 1054-3474 (806 amino acids)
Biological process (GO): amino acid transport; transmembrane transport
Cellular component (GO): plasma membrane
Molecular function (GO): amino acid transmembrane transporter activity
Source: RefSeq, a predicted model, not a curated record
ACAACUCUGUUAUAGAUACAGGAAACUUACUGCUCCGCGGCGUUGCCAGAUCGCUGCAACCUUGUCGCUUACCAUUCACCGUUAGCCUUUUAGCGGUCACCGUUCACCGUUCACCGUUAACCGUUCGCCAUUCGCCGCAUCGUAGCGUACGCAAGUAAUGCUGUAAGGACGAAAGCUCUGCAGAAGGAGCGGGCCAGGAGGCGAACUCGCUGCUUCGCUUCGCACAAAAAAGUGAUACACACGGAAAAAUCGCUGGCAUUCAUUCACCGAAUACCGAGGCGAGAAGCGCGACCGCCUGCGAGAAACGUGUCCAGAAAAGAGAGAAAGGACGAAUGGCACAGGGCGCAUAGCUGACCAGGACGAGGAACAAUAAUAACGUUAAUAAUCUAUGUUAACUGCAGGUUGCCUAGACAUUUGACUUUUUGUUUCUGUGCGUGCGUGUGUGGUUUCGUUUUCGGUGAAAGCGUGUGUCUGUGUGCGUACGAAACGGCGAAAGGAUAUAGGAUACACGUAUAUACACGCGAGUGUGCGCGUGUGUGCGUGUGUGUGCUGGGGCCACGUGAAGGCGAAGGCGCGCAACAACAGGAGCGGUUGGGAUACAGAUAGAGAUAGAGAAAGUGACAGUGGCAGUGGCAGUGGCAGUGCUGGCGAAAAACCGAAAGUGAAAGCAGCAGCAGUAGGAGCAGCAAGGAUUCGCAGCGAGCAUUCAACGGGCGCGUAUCCUUCAGCCGUAAACUGUUGAAUAUAGAAUGACGCUGCUGACAAAAAUCAAUGUGAAGCCCAAGGAAGCAACAGCAGCAACCGUAACGCUAACAACAGCCAGGAUCCCCAGUCUGCGCCGCUCCCCCAGGAUAAGGAUAACGCUUUAAGGCUUAGCAUAAGCACAAAUCAAGUGAGAGAGAGAGAGAGAGAGCAAGCGAAGAGCAGAGAAGCGGAAGUGCCCCAUCAAGUGCAACAAUCGCCGAAUUCUCAGCAACUCAGCAACCUACAAGCCAUCCACCCGCUGCUAUCCUUUUGAUUCGUAACUGUUGAGGGCUGAGAUACAAAAGCGCAAUGAAGCCGUCGGAUUUGUUGUUGGUGCUGGAGAAGGUCAAGUUCAGGGUGCCCCUGCCACCAGGAGUCAGUUCGACGACGCUCCUGCCCAAGCUCAUCCGCACCAAGGACGUGAAGCAGCUGCAGGACGGCAACGCACAGCCACAGAAGCCCAAGCUAACGAAAUGUCUCAACACGCUGGACCUGACCUCGCUGGGCAUCGGAUCCUGCUGCGGCACGGGCAUGUACCUGGUGGCCGGCAUGGUGGCCCAGAAGAUAGCCGGACCCGGAGUGAUUAUUAGUUUUAUUAUAGCCGCCAUAGCGAGUAUUUUCUCAGGCGCCUGCUAUGCGGAGUUUGGCGUUCGUGUGCCACACACAUCCGGCUCGGCCUAUAUGUAUUCAUAUGUGGCGGUUGGAGAAUUCGUAGCUUUUAUAAUUGGUUGGAACAUGAUAUUGGAAUAUCUAAUAGGAACAAGUGCCUGUGCCUGUGCGUUAAGUUCUAGUUUCGAUUCCCUGACCGGCAAUGCCAUUGCGCGAACGAUAAGCGAGUCCAUCGGCACGAUAUUCGGCAAACCACCUGACUUCAUUGCCUUUGGCAUCACGCUGCUCAUGACCUGCGUCCUGGCGAUGGGUGCCAGCAAGUCGGUCAUCUUCAACCACUCACUCAACGCCGUCAACCUGGCCACGUGGGUCUUCGUUAUGGCCGCCGGGCUGUUCUACGUGGACACGAAGACGUGGUCCGAGCACCAGGGAUUCCUGCCCUACGGCUGGAGUGGUGUGUUUUCUGGUGCUGCAACCUGCUUCUACGCAUUUAUCGGCUUCGAUAUCAUCGCGACAACCGGCGAGGAGGCACACAAUCCGCAGAAGAGUAUACCGAAGGCGAUCGUUGGAUCCCUGGUCGUCGUACUAAUCGCCUACGUUAGCGUUAGUCUAGUCCUAACUUUAGUGGUUCCCUACGACCACAUCAACACGGGAGCGGCGCUGGUCCAGAUGUGGUCGUACGUGAGUGCCCCAAAGUGCCGGGCGGUGGUGGCCAUCGGAGCCACCGCAGGACUCUCGGUGGCCAUGUUUGGCUCCAUGUUCCCCAUGCCACGUGUCAUUUAUGCGAUGGCCCAGGAUGGCUUGAUCUUCAGGCAACUGUCGCAGCUGUGGCACCGCACCAAUGUGCCCGGAUUGGCGACCAUUGGCAGCGGACUGGCCGCCGCCCUGGUGGCGCUCACUGUGCGCCUGGAGAUUCUCGUCGAGAUGAUGUCCAUUGGCACGUUGCUGGCGUACACGCUGGUGUCCACUUGUGUCCUGGUGCUGCGCUAUCAGCCGCACAGCACAUCGCUGGUGGAGCUGCUACCAGCCCAGCUGCGCACUCCGGUGGCGCCCGGAACCGCCAGCGAUUCCCGCUCCCACGUCACGCCCGCCGAGGUGCUCGAGGUGCCUGGCAAGCUGACCAUCAAGCGGGUAACGCGCGGCAUGUCCGACUCGGACGACUCCUUCAUCGAUGACAGCCCGGAGGGUUUCCUGGGCGGGCGCGACGACCAGUUCCUCGUGUCCGAUCGCUCCGAGAACAAGUUCUACGGCAGUGUACAUGGUGCACCCACUGGACCCACUGGCCAGGCGACCGCCUUCGAUGCCAUGGGCCUGAACUUCGUCACCCGGAAGAUCCACGAUUAUGCGUACUUGUGCCCCGGCUUUUUCCCCUGGAUCAAUCCCGGCCAGGCCACGGCCGAGAGUGGCAUGUACGUCACCAAGCUAGUGGGCAUCAUGUUCGGUCUCAUAUUCUUCCUGGACCUGUUCGCGGCCAUUGGCUGGUCCGGUGGCCUCGCCGCCUUCAUUUAUUUCAUUUUGUUUAUCGGCAUAUUUGUGAUAUUAUUGAUUAUAUCGAGGCAGCCGCAGAAUAGAUAUGCGCUGGCCUUCCUCACGCCCGGACUCCCGUUCAUCCCGGCCAUCGCCAUUACCGUGAACAUCUACCUGAUAUUCAAGCUGAGUAUCCUAACGCUGGUCCGCUUCACCGUGUGGAUGUCGCUGGGAUUCGUCAUGUACUUCUACUACGGCAUCACGCACAGCAGCCUCGAGCAGACCAGCGACGACCUGGAGUUGCACGUCGACUACAGCAAAAACGUUGAGGAGAAGGCCGUGUGGGAUCAGCAAUCGUACAACCAGACCCACGAACCUGUCUGGGCCAGCAAGGAGGUGAAGCAUCCGUCGAAGCAACGCUAUAACUACGGAAAGACCACGUCCUCUUCGUCGUCGGCCCAGGGCAGUGCGCCAGAGAAACCAGGUGGCAGGAGCACUGCGGGCUCAAACCGACCUGUUCCACCACCUCCGAUUGCCGGCCAGGCGAAGGGAUCGGGUUCGGGAUCGGGCAGCGGUCCUCCGAUGGAACGCCAGUACACUGGCCAGUUCAGCAUGUUCGUGGACGAGGGCCAGUUCCCCACGUGGGAUGACUAAGCAGAGAACUCCAGUUGCAGUCGCAGCCCCUGUCCCUGUCCCAGUUACCAUUCUAUUUCCAUUUCCCCAAAAAAACCAGAUUCCCGCUAACUCCCGAGUGAUGCUCCAUCAACGAAAGACAACCCACUCAAAUCGGCUACGAUCUCAAAGGCAGUCAGUUUGCUGGAUCCGGACCAGUGUCUGGAUCCGGCCAGCCGGAUGCAGCUCACUCACUUGUAAAUACGAUUAGAAAUGUUAAGUUUAACCAUAUGGCGAGGUAUGUUGUUUUCGGUAUGCCGAUGCAUACCGUAUACAUGGCAUAUGCACAAAGCCUGGACGGUGGAGUCAUUGUUCACAGCACUCCGCUGGACCCACAGCGAGGUCAUCGUUAUACACAUAUACCAUAUACAAUACAUAAUAUACACGCAUAUAUAUAUAUUGAUAUAUAUAUAUAUAUAUUGAUUAUACAAGCAAAUAUAUAUUUACAUAUAUAGCGAUGGGUUAUUAGUUCAGCAAGAGUUAAAGUGCAAAAGUUGCCGAAUUCAAAUUACCCAAACCUUGAUACCAAACCGACCGAUUAGCGAUAGACGAUAAGCAAAGCCACGGACAACAGAUUAAAGAUAACAGAUAAUAGAUAACUGAUAACCAAUAACCAAUAACCGAUAACCAAUGAACGAUUGUGCUCAACUCCGAUUGGCUGGCGUUUUGGGUGACGUUGGUCAAUCGGUUUUCAGCACAGGCAUCAGGAAGGCAGACACAAUACUACCACUUGGACGUGUGUCUGAUCCACUUCAGAUACAUCCCAUCCGGCAGUGAGGUGGUCGCGGCGUCGGGGUGCUACCAUGCACAACUGUACAUUUUAGGCACCAUCACCCCACACUCGCAACCGCACUCACCCACACGCUCCAAUGCCAGAGACAAACUUGGAACCCUGGGCUUGUGGAAGGAUCGCCGAGCAGGUCAGAGGUUACCGUUCGUAACCCCAAAUGAUAUUGGGCCUCUGACCCAAGACGAUCUUUGCACAAUGUCGGGAUUUGCUCAGUCACACAGACGGAUAGACUCUAACACGCGACACCUGACGAUCUUGAACCCUAACCUUAUGUACCUAUGAUUCGAUAUUGUUGUUUACAUAUUUAUGCUAUGCAUUUUAUACGGCGCCUGGGCGCGAGGUUUUACACUACAGUACGCUCUGCCUACGGCCGUCCCGUCUUACACACUCUUUCGGAAUGUUAUUUGUUUUUUAUUCUAAAGCUCGCGCUAAACUAAAACUCAUUUUUAAGCGGCAUUUCGCAUUCGUUGUAAUACAAUUUAUUUUACUAAUGGAAUACAAAGCAAAAAAUUAUACAAAUAUGCAUAUAUAUUUAUAAAAAUUACCAUAUAGACAAAUACCAAAGAAUACCAAAUAUUUAUUGAACUAUUCAAACUUAAACCAAGGAUAAAACCAAAGCAAGCAUAACUACAAAUAUGUAUAAACACAAUGAUACUUAAACCAAAAGCAAAUAUGAUAAUGAAAACAUUUAUGUACAAGAAUACUUUUUUCCACUUUAUAUACUAUGUACAAGCAAACCAUGCAUAACUAUUUUUAGCUAAAUUACAAGUACAUAUAUGGCAAGUUAAAGCAAAAUCAACCUUUUUAAUAAUAAUAAUACUUAUGAUAAUUUAUUCCUUUUGUACUUCACGACUUUGUACAGGAAAGAAUCCGCGAAAGAAUAGCGAAUAUCAAAGAUUGCAACAAAAACUCAAUAACCUAGGGCUAGCCCUCGAUCUUCCGAUCUAGCCCCGCGACAGAGAUGAACACUAUUUAUAUACAGAACAAACGUACCGUCUAAGACAUUCGAUACUUGAUACCUAAUUUCGACCUAUAUAUGUAUUUCGUUUGAGUCCUUUCAUUUCCGUUUAAUCUGUUAAAUUUCGAGUGCCAAAUCAAUGCACCAUGCACUUCUUGAAUCAGUAGACCGAAACCAAACCAAAAGUUCCAUGUUCCACUCACUCAAUAUUAGGGUUUUCGAAGAGGAGCUUUCCGGACCAACUACUUAAGAUAUAGUGCCACCCAACGGUCCUGCACCACGUAAAAUGUAUUUAUGCUUUUGUUCACCAGGACUCCCUCGAUUCGCUUAACAACUCCAGAACCGAACACGAUUUGUACAUACACAACUUAUACAUACUAAAAAUGUAUAUUUUUAUGAACAAGACACAAAAAAAAUGCAACUAAGGGAAACGAAACUCAGAUACAAAUGAAACAACUAAAGAAUAACAUAUCCUACCACACAGCUUAAAGUUGAGAUACAAAAUAUAACGGUGCUCAGCGAGCCCACAUUCAUCCGAUAGUUUUGAUACCCGAUCAUCGAUCGCCGAUUGCGACAGUUCCCUAACAAGUUUAGCUUUCGUUACCAUUUUGGGUCAAACUUUAUUUAUUUUCUUACACGUUUUCUAAUGCGGCGAAAAGGGAUCCCAACUGUCCGCUGAGUGUGCGCUCCGAGAAGUUACCAUCCGUACUUCUACAUGUCGGUCACCCACAUAAAUAGGAAAUACCAAUAACAAAUGACAAAUGUUACAGUACAGGCAAUCCAGUAACUGCGGGCUGAAGCAGCUCGCUCUUCCACCUUUUGUUUCUUUCGGUACCACCAAAUUAAGAUAAAUUUUAUGGGAAUAUGAUAGUUUUAAUAGAUUUUCUACAGUUCCAAUUUAAAGCGAAUAACAACCAAGUCAACAUAACGUGCAAUAUAUAUAUCGAUAAGUGUGAAGGGGAAACCAGAAGCUUCCGUUAACAAAAGUAUGCAUUUUACUACCACGAAUAGUUUCCGUACUUUUCUAAUCCCUCAAAUGGAGGACAAACCGCACUCCAAGGUCUAUGCUCCUUAAAUCAGAAAAAAAUCAGAAAAGAUAGGCAAGGGACGAAAACCUAAUCGCACCCACAAACACGCAUAGACACGCACACAACAAGAGGAACCGGAAAACAAUAAGAACAGCAAUAAAAAGACCGUAAUCGAUGAGAAUUGUAAUUCCGAGGAAGAAGCAGACCGUUUACUUAGGAACCAAGCCUAAUUAUGAAAAAACGAGAUCGGAAAUAAUCCGCAUUUCAUUGUUUUUUUUUUUGAUUCGAAAUGGCUUUGGACGAUUGUUUUCUUAUUGAUUGAUUUUCCAGCUGAAUAUACCGGACCUAAGUUUCUGUUUAUUUCAUAAGACUGAAUUACUGGAAUAUUAUUUAUUUAAACGUGUAUAUAAUUAAGGUGUAAUAGCAAACUUUACAACUUUUACUAAUGAAACAUCAAAAUUUUUAAAGUUAUUCCGAACUUAUUUAUUAAAAAAAAAAAAAAAGUAGAUGAAAGUGAAGAAAAGAAUAGAGGACACAAGUGAUGAGAAAGUCGUGAGCGAAUGAAGUUAAUAUGCAACUAUUAAUAUACAACAUAUAUGGGGAAAUCCCUAUAUGAAAAUGAUAUAUAUAUAUAUAUAUAUUUCAAUGGAUCGAUAAAAAAACAGCAAACCAAA